AGAUGGAUAUCUAGUCCAAAUAAAUACAUAUAUUCAGAACCACCCUUUUUAUCUUUUUCCUCGUUCAACUGCUUUUGCUUUGGUUGGAAGACCAAAACGGGAAGAAAGAUUACAGCGAUAAGAUACUGCUAGAUCUCACUCACUUUGCUGACCAGGGGCAGCCUUUGUUCAUCUGACCGGAACGAAACGACCUGCCCGUUGCCCCCUUCAUGUUUGCCUUGUCUUCAACUGAGAGAACGAGGCACUAUGUUUCCAAGAGAGAGAAACACUGCUUGAAGCUCUCUCUCUCUCUCUCUUUGUUUGCCUGUCGCAGCAUUGUCUUGUUCCACUUCAGAGUCACAUCUCACUUCCACGCAUUAAAGACUUAAAAGGGUUGCUUCUCUUUCUAGUUGGUUACUUGCAUAUUUACGGGGACUUUGUUUCCUUCUUCUUCUUACAUUUUUAAGAGUGAAACACAUUCACCUAUUUUGCUGCUUCUUUGAUUCUUUGUUGCUCUCAAGUUGAAAAGCUUAGCACCCGGAUGCGAGCCUGUUCUUGUUUCUACACACUCAAACAAAGAGAGAGAGGCUGAAAAUCGGAGAAAGGGGUUUCACAAGAAAGAGAAUUUUGUUUCUAAUUGUUGAGUAGCUCUUGGAGUACAACAUAGCAUACUUGAGGAGCUGUAUGAGGUAGAAGAUUAACAAUGAGAGAUGAGAAUUCCAAGAAAAGCAAGCUCUCAUGGUCGAAGAGAAUGGUCAGAAAGUUCUUCAAUGUCAAAAGCAAAGCUGAGGACUCCUACCAGUCAAAUGGUGUUGCUUAUGGAGGAGGUGACGUAGAAUACAGAAGCAGGAACAGCAGCUUCUCUGAGAGGGAGAUCAAAAAGAGCAAAACAGACAAGUUUAGCAGGAACACGGAGCAGGUUAGGCGAGGAAGAGUGAGUCUCGACCAUCCUCGAAUUAUUGAUGUUCAUAACUAUAGCAUUUUUGUUGCUUCAUGGAAUGUGGCUGGAAGAUCCCCACCAAGUAAUUUGAGUAUAGAUGAUUGGCUUCAUGCCUCGCCACCGGCAGAUAUUUAUGUUCUUGGAUUUCAAGAGAUAGUUCCCUUGAAUGCUGGUAAUAUCUUGGGCGCAGAAGACAACGGACCUGCCAAAAAAUGGCUAGCUCUCAUUGGAAAGACCUUAAACAACCUUCCGGGUACUAGUGGAGGUGGUGGGUAUUAUACACCAUCUCCAAUCCCUCAGCCAGUGGUAGAAAUAAAUGCAGAUUUUGAGGGAUCCGCUAGGCAAAAAAAUUCAUCAUUCUUCCAUCGCCGGUCGUUCCAGACAACUUCUAGCGGCUGGGGAUUGGACAAUGAUUCUUCAACUAUGCAGCCGCGACUAGAUCGAAGAUUCAGCGUCUGUGAUCGUGUGAUUUUUGGUCACAGGAAAAGUGACUUUGAUCCCAGCUAUAGAUGGGGUUAUAGGCCUAGUGACUAUUCCAGGGCAAGUGACUACUCCAGACCCAGUGACUAUUCAAGAUGGGGUUCAUCUGAUGAUGACAAUGGCCUUGGAGACUCGCCAAGCACAGUCUCACCACUGUCUUAUGGUGGACCUGCCUCUGCUGAAGAUGGAUAUGGAAUGCCAGGGCGUUCCAGGUACUGCCUUGUUGCAAGUAAGCAAAUGGUAGGAAUAUUUCUAACCAUAUGGGUGAGAAGUGAAUUGAAAGAUCAUGUGCGAAACAUGAAAGUAUCCUGUGUUGGCAGAGGAUUGAUGGGCUAUCUUGGAAAUAAGGGAUCCAUCUCAAUUAGCAUGUCUCUACAUGAAACAAGCUUUUGCUUCAUUUGUAGCCACUUAACCUCAGGACAAAAGGAGGGUGAUGAAUUAAGAAGAAAUUCUGAUGUGAUGGAGAUUCUUAAGAAGACAAGGUUUCCACGUGUACAUGAUGCUGACAAUGAGAAGUCUCCCGAGACAAUACUCGAGCAUGAUCGAAUUAUAUGGCUUGGAGACUUGAAUUAUCGGAUUGCCCUCUCCUACCGUUCUGCUAAGGCACUUGUUGAGAUGCAAAACUGGAGAGCAUUGUUGGAGAAUGACCAGUUGAGAAUAGAGCAGAAGAGAGGCCGUGCAUUUGUGGGAUGGAAUGAAGGGAAGAUUUAUUUCCCUCCAACAUACAAGUAUUCAACUAAUUCAGAUAGGUAUGCAGGAGAUGAUAUGCACCCAAAGGAGAAAAGGCGAACACCUGCUUGGUGUGACCGUAUUUUGUGGUAUGGAGAAGGUCUCCAUCAAUUAUCUUACGUCCGUGGAGAAUCAAGGUUUUCAGACCACAGACCGGUUUAUGGCAUAUUUUGGGCUGAGGUUGAGUCAAGUCAUGGAAGACUGAAGAAGAGUAUGAGCUGUUCUCGGAACAGAAUUGAGGUGGAGGAACUCUUGCCAUAUUCCCACGGAUAUACUGAACUAAGUUUUUUCUAAUGGAAUGAGGACUAGCUAUGGGAUUUCAGCACCUGGUCAACAAGAGGGAGUCACCUCACUUUGAAGAAUUUUAUCCGUGGAGACUGAUAGAGACAACCCAUUUCCCACAUACCGAAAAAGCCAUGCUAUGCCAUGCCUAACACAUGAUCAGUACACAGUUCCUCAUCAUCAUCUCGUUAGCCACUGUGCAAGUGUGCAUUGUUUGAUAGCCAAUUAACAAACACUCAACUUUACAAUGUCUCAAAACUCCGUACUUCAUUGGCAGUCUUGCACAAUCAUUAGGAGGCGGAAGGAGACCAUUUUUUAUUUAAUUAAUCAUUCUUUAAUUGUUUUUGGAGAAUAUUCAUGAUGACUGAAUGAAGCUGAAAAGAUCGUCAAAAUAAUCAUUAGGGUACUAACUCUUUUUUUUUGGUUUUAAGUGCAGAGAAAAUGAGAAUUUUGAUUAUACUCCACUUAUUGAUUGCUACAGUGAUGAAAAAGAAAUUGUACAAAAAAAAUCUUGUUAAUUAAUGAUAGAAUUCCAGAGCCUCCACUCCUUAGUUCCUGACUCUGUCCACAUGAUUAAUAAUUUUACUGAUAAAGGGUCUUUGAUAUCAAA
Molecule: messenger RNA, 3020 nt
Organism: Glycine soja
Lineage: Eukaryota; Viridiplantae; Streptophyta; Magnoliopsida; Fabales; Fabaceae
Product: type IV inositol polyphosphate 5-phosphatase 7-like
Exons: 14
Coding region: 683-2422 (579 amino acids)
Biological process (GO): phosphatidylinositol dephosphorylation
Molecular function (GO): phosphatidylinositol-3,4,5-trisphosphate 5-phosphatase activity; inositol-polyphosphate 5-phosphatase activity; phosphatidylinositol-4,5-bisphosphate 5-phosphatase activity
Source: RefSeq, a predicted model, not a curated record